AACUAAUCCAAAAGCUAACAUUAGCAAAGUAAGCUAAUGCUACAGUCAUUGUGCACUGAACAAGCAUUGUGCUGCUGACACCCAGGUUGUGGAUUCAUAUCUAGCCACAUGAGUUGCAAGUGACUUCUGUGCUAGUCAUGAGUGGGAUAAAUAGAGGGGUUGUGUCAGGCAGGGCAUCCAGCGUAAAAUGUUGUCAGUAACAACCAUGUAAAUCAUUUGCUGUGGCACCUGACAGGAAAAGGCUGAAAGGAGUUUACCUUACAUGAAUGUGAAUAACAAAUAACAGUGAAUAAUUUGGUUUCUAGGUUCUGAAGUGCAGAUGUGGAGACAAGUGGAAACAAGUCAGACCUUCACUACAAUGAAUGAACAAGAUCCUGAAGCUUUGGUGAGCUUUCUCUCCAAACUGGGGCUGGACACCUUUUAUCCCAACAAGCUUACUCUACACUCACUCCUGGAAAUUCAUAAAAGCAGUUUAACAGAUGAAGCAGUUAAUUCUCUGGAUAAAAUCCCACAGUGUUUCCUCAGGAAACUGUUUAGAAUCAAUGCAGACUGCAGGGGUGGUGUGCAGCUACCAGACAACAGUGAAAAUGAUGAAGACAUGGUCGAUUUUCUAGAUGUUGACUGGGACCCUAUAGAUGGUUCUGCAGAGGAUAAGAUCAACCCUCUGGAUCUCAUCGUAGCUCUCUUUCUGUGUGCUGACAGCUUCCUGCAGCAGGAAAUGGCCUCUAAAAUGUCCAUGUGUCAGUUCUCAGUGCCACUGCUGCUGCCCCCCCACGGCAGCCAGAGUCCAUGCAGCCUGAUGCUCUGGGCUCUGAGAGACAUCGUUAAAGAGUGGCGUCCACUAGAGUUGUGUGAAUCCAAAGGCUUUGUUAAAAAGAGCAUAAUCCUGGAAAAUUUACCAUUUUAUUGCUUUGUUAGACUAAAAAACUGCACUUUGUCAAAGUCCCAGCUUUUGAACCAUGUUCUUAGCUGUGGACAACAGAACCACAACAUCUUCGUACACAGAGAUAUGAAGGGAGGAGCACAUGACAGGAGACUCGCCAGUGGACUGGUGGAGGUUUGUUGGUCUCUUCCGAGUGGCAACAAAAACCUUGACAAAUUCCCUGAACCAGUUGGUUUUGCCAACCUGCGAGGAGACAUCAGUGAGUCACUCCCACAGUUCAGGUUCCUUUACCAAGUGUCAGCUCUUGUUUUUGUUUUCCUGGACAAGGUUGAAGAAGAAGAACACAAGAUUCUGACAUCCCUUGCAGAUCUGCAAACCAAACUUUUCUUGGUUUUUAAUUGCAAGGAAGGCACCAGUAAACUGGAUGCACUUUCUUUUCAGAAACUGAAAAAAGACCUGAAUUUACCAGACAGCAGAGUAAAAAUUAGAAAAUCAAACCUAAAUGUUGCAGAGUUUUCAGAAAAACUUUGUUCUUCUAUCACAGAAUCAAUGACAAGUGGUGGAUUCAAAGUCAACAUUAAUUACAUGCAUGACAAAGCUGUUGAACUUGGUCUGUCUGUAGAUGAAACCAGAGGUGAUGACCAAAAGAAAGAAGCUGAGCAAACUUUAAAUGGAAUUCGGGUCAACAAAAUAAAAGACUACAAAGACAAACAGCUUCCUUUGCAAGGUGACAAGUGGAAAAGUUUAUCACAGCUGGAAAUGGAGGAAUGUAGACUGAAAAAAUGUAUCAAAACAGGGAUUGAGGAAUAUAAAUGUGAGCUACAGGCAGAAAAAGAAAAGAUCAUAAAUGAGCAAAGCAAAUACAAACUUUCCAGAGCAAUGAAAUGUUUUACCAAGGACUUACUAGAAGUAAACAAAAAAACAGAACAAAGCAGAGAGAAAACAGAAGACAGACGAGAAAACAGGGAUUUCUUUCUCAAAUGGAUACAAAUUCAUCUUAAUGCACAUUUGCAGUCUGACACUCAACUCUCUCAACUACAUAGUAAAAUCAAGAAGGAGAGCAGUAAAGAGAAAAAGGAUGAAAACCUGAUAGCAGAGUUAUACCAGGAGUUACUGGACAGCUCGCUAGGAAUAGAGCAUUACAUGAGGGAGAUGGGACUGAUCUACGAGUUCUCCACCAACAGAACCUCUGAAGAAAUCUGUCGUCUUCCUGGUGUAGCUGCUGACAUGCUGCUAGAUGGACAUCCUCUAGAGCUGCUGGAUGGAGAUGCCUCCAACAUCCCAGAGACAUGGGUGACAGACGUUCUGAUGGAGCUUCACAACAGGGUUGGAGGGAUGAGCAGACUAUUGGUACUGACCGUGCUGGGGGUCCAGAGUACCGGGAAGUCAACGCUUCUCAACACCAUGUUUGGUGUGCAGUUCCCUGUCAGCAGCGGAAGAUGCACCAGAGGAGCUUAUAUGAUCUUCCUCAGAGUUGGAGACGACGUGAAGAGUGAUCUGAACUGUGACUUCAUUGUUCUCAUUGACACAGAAGGUCUACGAUCUCCUCUGCUGGGUCUGCCAGAAGAGACUCUAGAGCACGACAACCAGCUGGCAACAUUUGUCAUCGGCCUAAGUGACGUCACUAUCAUUAACGUUGCAAUGGAGCAGUCAACAGAAAUGCAAGAUACCCUGCAAAUUGCGACUCACGCAUUCCUGAGAAUGAAUGAAAUUGGUAAAAAGCCAGUUUGCCACUUUGUUCACCAGAACGUUGCUGCAGUUUCAGCCAAUGACAGAAACUUGAGUGAAAGACAAAAGCUCUUAGAUCAACUUAAUGAAAUGGCUAAAGAAGCAUCUGAAAUGGAAGGUCUGCCUGAUGACAAAGCUUUCACUGAUGUGAUGGACUAUGACAUAAAUAAAAACAACUGGAACAUCCCAGGUCUAUGGCACGGAACCCCACCUAUGGCACCAGUCAACACAGGUUACAGUGAAGCUGUAGCAGAGCUGAAGAAACAUCUCUUACAGACAAUGUCAGGAGACAGCAAGAGACAAGCCUCCCAGAUCCCAGAGUUUCUAGAAUGGAUAAAAAGUCUCUGGAAAUCAGUGAAAUAUGAAAACUUCCUCUUCAGUUUUAGAAACUCACUUGUAGCUAAUGCUUAUGACACCCUGUGCAUUGAGUUCAAUCGGUGGGAAUGGGAGUUGAGAAAAAAGAUAUUCACCUGGCAAAAAGCUGUAGAAUUGGAAAUCCUCAACACUGACACUCAUUCUAAAGUCCAAGGUUUAGAGGACUUGAUUGAGUUAAAGAAAACUGAGGUUUCACAAAAAUUAACUGAUGAAGAAACACAAAUGAAAGAAAAACUUGACAAGUACUACGAGAAGAAAGAUGCUAAUGUCAAUUUGAUUGAGAAAUACAGAAAUGACUUUUUGAACAGCAUCGGGAGUAUUACAAAAGAAGUCAGGCUCUCGGUCAAUAACAAACUGGAUCAAACCCUUCAGCUGAAGAAAUGUUCAAUAGAGCUUCAGGAGAAAUUGCAGAAAUACAGAGAAGUGAUUGAAAAGCAGAUGAAAAAAUUUGUUAGUGAUGAACAACGAUCCUCACUGUCUGAUGAUGAUCUGAAAGACGAGUUUGAAAAGAUGUGGACUAAAGUAACUGAAACAAUGGUGGGCUUGAAUGAACAGAACAUAUAUGACAACAUCAUCAAGGUUUUGAGAGGAAGUUUCCUAAAUCGAAAGGUCAAUGAGUUCUUUCUAAACAUUGGAGACCUAAAGGAGAUUGGCAAAGGUCCAUUUCAGGUCAAACCUGAACAUAUGAAAGGUUUUCCUCUUUUUAAGUACCUUAAAUUUCAAAAUGAUAUGACAAGAGAUUUGCAGAAAAUUGCAGAUGAAGUCACUGAAACUUGCAGAACGAUGCUGAAUGAUGUUUUAGAGACAAACUCAGAUUAUCAUGAGUCUCUUACAAAGGAGCUUCUGGACAAAACAGAUCAGUUCCUUAAAACACACAAGAGAAAAUGUAAAACCAGGUUUGAGUUUGAUCUGAAGCUUCACAUCUGUGGCAUCGCUUCAAAAGAAUUCCUGAAAAUGCACCAGAAAUUCCUGAAAGACAAUGGUCCUCAAACUCAACUGGAGAAGUUCAAGACUCAGUACCUGACAGAUUUUCUUUCUUUAUAUAAACUGAGAUCAACAGACCAGGUAGAUAACUGUGAAUACAAAGCAAAUGUAUUUGUUCAGUCCUGUAUCGAGCCUGGUGUUAAGGAGCUCAUCAACAGAUCUCUGGGAAUAGACAUUAUGGAUGAAGUUUUAAAAAGCUCAGAAUCAGUAGAGUUCAGCACACGCAGCUUUUUCCAACAACACAUCAUGCAGGAGCUGCUGCUAAAGGGGGACUUCCAGAGUUUCCUUAAGUACAUUUCUACAUAUGAAAUCUACAUUAAGGACUGGAUCCGUCAGCACAUCCUGGACACAGUGUCAAAGAACGAAACUUUGUGCAAAAUCAGAAAGAAGAAACUGCAGGUGAUAAUUGAUCGAGUCUCACUGGCAAUAACACAGGCAUCAAAGAGAGCAGAUGGAACAAUGCUACCAGACAACAAGGAGAGCAUCACAGAGCUUAUAGAGAAUAUUAUGAAAGGUUUAAACAAAGACAUGCUGAUUCCAUUUGAGGCUGUAAAAGUGUCGUUGUUUGAGAUCCAAAGCACAAGUCAUUCAUUUAUCAAGAGCCUCAGAGUCGCUUUAGAUCAGUUGAGCAAACGGCUGCAGGAAGAAUUUUCAAAGUGUAAAGAUGUCAAAGAGACACUGGACAAACUUCCUGUCAAGCCACAGGAUGAGCUUUUUAAACGGGUGUUUGGUUGUGGUCAUCAGUGCCCCUUUUGUAAAGUUCCCUGUGGGGUUGGACUCAAAGAACAUAAGCACCAUCAAACAGCUGUUCAUCGUCCACAAGGUCUUGGUGGAUACAGAGAUUUUAAAACACAGAAGUUGUGGGUGUCACUGUGUACAACUGAUGUGCAAUGUCAAUCUUUGUUUAGAAACCAAGACACUGAGUAUCAGUGGCAUCCGUACAAAGAGUACAAAGAUUAUUAUCCAGACUGGCACAUUCCUCCAGACGUAACCCCUGAAGCCUCUGAUUACUGGAAAUAUGUCCUAGUAAAAUACAACGAAGACUUUGCUUCAGCAUACAAAGCUAAACCAGCUGACGUCCCAGAGGCUUGGAAGACAAUCACAGAGGAACAAGUGCUGAAUGGCCUAAAGGAUGCUUUCAAUGUCAAGUAAAAACAUAAAUACAGUGUGGAUUCACUAUAUACUUUAUGUUGUUAUAUUUAUGGCCUCAUUAAUCCAAACCAGCCCACUCUUUGGUCUAAGCCUCUGUGUGGAGCAGUAUGUUUAUCCUCAGCUCAGCUGUGCCAGAUAUACACAACACAAACAUAGACCUGGAGAUGGUGGUAGCUUAACGACGAGCAGGACCAACUAUUUGGUUCCUGUUACUCUGACCUUUGUUCUUCCAUUAAUAGUUGUCAUUUAGGCUUAGUUGAUCUAUACGGUGCGUGUCUAUAUACACAGAUAACAGCUCCAGCAGCCAUAAAGGGGUUCAGAUGAGUAAAAAUUAACACUUUGUGGUUUUAAAAUACACAGUUGGCAGUUUUUUGUUGAAAAUAAUUUUUUUUAUUUUAAUGAUCAUAAACAGCGUGAUAGAUUUCAAAAUA
Molecule: messenger RNA, 5553 nt
Organism: Betta splendens (Siamese fighting fish)
Lineage: Eukaryota; Metazoa; Chordata; Actinopteri; Anabantiformes; Osphronemidae
Product: up-regulator of cell proliferation-like
Exons: 2
Coding region: 320-5122 (1600 amino acids)
Molecular function (GO): GTP binding
Source: RefSeq, a predicted model, not a curated record